Arachis duranensis is the source of this 1935-nucleotide messenger RNA. Its product is annotated as ribulose-1,5 bisphosphate carboxylase/oxygenase large subunit N-methyltransferase, chloroplastic. Lineage: Eukaryota; Viridiplantae; Streptophyta; Magnoliopsida; Fabales; Fabaceae. The record is from RefSeq and is a predicted model, not a curated record. Gene Ontology annotation, biological process: peptidyl-lysine monomethylation. The transcript is spliced from 16 exons. Bases 78 to 1535 code for a protein of 485 amino acids. Gene Ontology annotation, molecular function: protein binding; protein-lysine N-methyltransferase activity.
CAAGAGCUGAUACAACUGAAGCUAGCAGCCAUUGCCACUCUGCAAACGACACCGUUUUCAACGGCUGAGGAGCCGCAAUGCCAUUUCGAGCUCGCACUGCAAUCUUCCGUUGGUCUCUGCAUACUGUUCCUUACCGUAUCCAUCACCAUCAACCUCAUUCUCUUCACUCUUCUUCUUCUUUCAUUCCCCACAAGUUCACUUCUUUAGCCCAAACUCAGGUUUAUGGCGAAUCUGUUGAAACAAGUGACGAUGAUGGAUUUUUGUCAUGGUUGGAGCGGAAAGCUGGUUGUAGAAUUUCUUCAUCGCUUUCAAUUGGGAAAACAAUGCUCAAUUUGAAGUUCAUUGUAAUCCUAAUCCUAAGGUCUCUGUUUGCUUCUAAGGCGAUAAAAACCGGAGAUUGUAUUUUGAAGGUUCCUUAUAGAGUGCAAAUAACAGCAGAUAAUCUCCCUGCUAAGAUCAAAUCUCUGAUCAGUGAGGAAGUUGCGAAUGUUGCAAAACUUGCUGUUCUUCUUCUAAUUGAGCGGAAAUUGGGUCAGGGCUCUCAGUGGAAUCCUUAUAUCUGCCGUCUACCAUGGCAAGAGGAGUUGCAUAACACGAUUUUUUGGAAUGAAAGUGAGCUGGAGAUGAUUCAUCGAAGCUCAGUUUAUUGGGAAACAAUUAACCAAAAGUCUCAAAUGGAAAGGGACUUCUUGGCAAUCAGGCCUAUUUUUGAAUGUUUCAGUCAAAGUUUUGGAGAUAUUACUUAUAAAGACUUCAUGUAUGCAUGCACAUUAGUUGGUUCUCGAGCAUGGGGAAGCACCAAUGGUUUAUCUCUGAUUCCUUUUGCAGAUUUUGUAAACCAUGACGGGAACUCAGAAGCAAUUGUGAUGAGUGAUGAUGACAAACAAUUAUCAGAAGUUAUCUCUGAUCGUGCCUAUGCGCCUGGGGAGCAGGUACUGAUAAGAUAUGGAAAGUUUUCAAAUGCUACAUUAAUGUUAGACUUCGGUUUUACAGUCCCCUACAACAUUUAUGACCAGGUUCAGAUCCAGUUAGAUAUACCUAAGCAUGAUCCUCUGCACAAGAUGAAGUUGGAACUCAUGCAACAAUACUUUGUGCCUUCAAGGAAAAACGCGGAAAACUUGGAACAUUCUUGGAACAUCUUCACAAUCAAGGAGGUCAAGUGGCCUAAAGGAAAAGGGAAAGGUCUUCCGCAAUCGCUUCGUGCUUUUGCUCGUGUUCUUUCUUGUACUAAUCGUCAAGAACUUGAUGAUCUGGUUGUGGAAGCUGCACAAACUGAUGGUAGGCUAGGUAGGCGUCCGUUACCGGAUGUCAACAAAGAGAUUCAAGCCCACCUGAUGUUAUCGUCAUUAAUCGGCCAAUUAAUUGAGGAGCGCAGUGCAGCCAUUAUGUCAUUGGAGGAGUCUUCCAAUUCUUCAUCAUUUUGUGUAAGAGUUCCUGUUAGAAGAUUCAUGGCCCAGGAUCUCCUACGUGGCGAACUUCGCAUUCUGAAUUCUGCUUUUACAUGGCUGGAGAACUACUGUUUGUCGUCGACUUAACGGUUGUCUGUAGCUGCAGCCUCAGUAUAGCAGGAAAAUGAAACUACCACAUCAGAUAUAUUGGAAUUAUCACAACCUGAAGAUUAUGCUGACUAUGGGUUAGCUGCUUCUUUUGGUUGGUUAGACUAUUCAACCUCAGUUGUUUUGGUUCUAUCACCUACUGGAUUUGAAAUGAGUAUAUCAGAGAGCAAGUUAGAGCAGCAUCUGUUGUAGAAUAGUAGAAAUAAAUAUAUUUCUCAUGUUGUACCUUAAUUUAUUCUCUCCCUUCUGGAUCAGAAAAUGAUCAAUUGUGAGGUUGAGGCAUGUGAUGUAAUGGCAAAACUGUUUGUCAAAGUGUAAAAUAAAUCUGUAUUACAUCCAAUUAUGUAAUGACACGUUAACAAAAGUAAUUACCUUUUUA